UUACACUAAAUAGUGGACGGUAUUACGUAGUAAGACAAAAAUAAAAAAAAUAGAAAAGAAAACCGAUAAUAAAGUGUAAAAUUGUAUAAACAGUGUAACUAAGAAACGUCUCUUAUUACUAAAUUGCCAGAGUAAACAAUAACAACAAAAAGUAAACAAAAGAUAACGAGCGACGAAUAAUAAAGUAGCCGUAAUUAUUGUUGUUGUAGUUGUAGUAGUAACAUAAAAAGCUUUACAAUGAAACUGCCAGUGCUUAGUUUAUUCUCAACAUUACGCCAGUCAUUGCUACAACAAUCCACAAAAACUCUGGUUGCAAAACAAACUCCUCAUCUAGUCAAACAGCAGCAGCAACUACGUUUACAUCAUUGUUCCACCAUGUUACCACGUAUUUCAUUCUCAAACGAUUUCUUUUUCCGUCAGUUGUUCGAUGCUGAUAGUUGGACAUAUACCUACUUGUUGGCUGAUGUGAAUGCCAAGGAAGCCAUCAUUAUUGAUCCCGUUUUGGAACAGGCUAAACGCGAUGCUCAGUUAAUAAAUGAUUUGGGCUUUACUUUAAAAUAUGCCGUUAAUACCCAUAUGCAUGCUGAUCAUAUAACCGGUAGCGGUUGGCUGAAACAAUUGUUGCCUGGUUGCCAGUCAGUAAUAUCUGUUGAUAGCGGUGCUAAAGCCGAUAUACACAUACAUGAGGGCGAUAAGGUGCAAUUUGGUCGCCAUGCUAUAGAAACAUUGGCCACGCCCGGCCAUACAAAUGGUUGCUUGAGUUAUGUUAUACACGAACAAGGCUGUGUUUUUACCGGUGAUACUUUGCUAAUAAGAGGCUGUGGCCGUACCGAUUUCCAAGAGGGCAACUCCCAGCACUUGUAUGAAAAUGUACACAAUAAAAUCUUUACUUUACCCGACAAUUUCCGCGUAUACCCAGCCCAUGACUACAAAGGCCAAAUGGAAAGUUCUGUUUGGGAAGAAAAACAAUACAAUCCUCGUUUGACUAAAUCCCUAGAAGAGUUCGUACAAAUUAUGGACAAUUUGAAUUUGCCUUAUCCCAAGAAAAUCGAUGCAUCUUUGCCGGCUAAUCGCGAAUGUGGUGUCUAUGAUAUACCCAAGGACCAGUGAGAGAUACAUACCCAACAAAUUGAUUUUGCUGUAUUUAAUUGAAACAAAUAUUGUAAACUACUUAUUCCUAAAUGAAAUUGUAUAUUUUUAUAGAUAAAUAAAGUAUUUCGAAAGAAAUGUUAAACAAA
Molecule: messenger RNA, 1238 nt
Organism: Calliphora vicina (urban bluebottle blowfly)
Lineage: Eukaryota; Metazoa; Arthropoda; Insecta; Diptera; Calliphoridae
Product: persulfide dioxygenase ETHE1, mitochondrial
Exons: 5
Coding region: 238-1110 (290 amino acids)
Biological process (GO): hydrogen sulfide metabolic process; glutathione metabolic process
Cellular component (GO): mitochondrion
Molecular function (GO): sulfur dioxygenase activity
Source: RefSeq, a predicted model, not a curated record